CGACGCGCAGGCGGCGCUAGUGGCGCGUGGAGGAGGCGGCGGAAGCGAAAGCAGAGGCCGAGCAGCGACGCGCGUGCGUCGCAGUGCCAGUGUUAGUGCCCGACAGCGCGCGUCCAGUCUCAGACCACACCCCCUCCGCUCGGCUCGGCUCCUCCGUCGACAUGGCAGACUUCAAGAACUACACCCGCCCACCCUUCCUCAUCAAGGUCCUCGAACUGAUGAUGGUGAUCGCUGCAGCAGGGGCCAUCCUCUACAUCACCGCCGGCGCCCUCAACCUGGAGUUCCACAACAAGUACGUGAAGGACGACAAGGUGCUGGCGGCCGGCAUCCUGGGGCUGGUCAACGGAGUGGUGCACCUGGCAGACGUGUUCCUCAGUUGGAGGGGAUAGGCCUCCCCCACGUCGCAGGCUGCCAAAGGCCUUUCUGUCGCUUGCUGUUACGGUCGUUUAUUUGGGUUUGAAGACAAGUCGCUGCAUUGAAUAUUGCCAUUUUGUUCCAGUUUUAAUAAAUGCCAACAAAAACGGAAAAACGACGUGAAAUGUUUCGAUUUAGUUUCUUUUUGCUAAUGUAAGAGACAAUAUAUUCUUAGAAGGGUUGUUCAUGUAUAUUUGAUGUGACGUAACUAAAUUAACUCUAGAUAAGAUGUAGUACAGACUAAUAAUCAUCAAAGAGUUUUCAUCCCCGUGAUUCAAAAUUUAAUAUUUUCCUAUUAUAUUCGUGGUUCGAUAAAAAUAAUCGCAAUAGAAGUUUUCGACAAAAUAUGUGCCACUUGAUACAAAUAUAUCUGAGCUUGCUAAAACUAAACGUAAAGCAUUCAGCCAUCAUUGCUAUCUAUCAGCCGUACAGUACUAGAAAAUUGGCAGAUUAAAUUGUAUUACAGGUUCCAAAAUUAUUCUAAGACUUGCCUACAAAAAUAUCACGGUGACUUAUUUACUCAAUGUUACUAAGAAAUUGAACUUUACUGUAAGAAAUAAGUGAAGAUUACUGUAAAGAAAUUUCAUUUCAAAAAGCAAGUCUUAAUCCUUCGCUCUCUGAAAGGAGCUUUUUCCUCUUCCUGUGCUCUCGCGUCCAUGCGCGGGCCUUCGUUAGCCAAUCAGACUCACGCACGGACCAAAGUCACUCAAUCAGACUCGCCCACGAACCGAGGCCAGGCAAUCAGAUUCACGCACAAACGAAUGUCUCAGUUCAUCUACUUAGGGAUCAUUACCAUAGUGGCAACGGGACCAUUCUUAAGAAUUAUGCUUCUGAAAAAAAUUGAUUACGUGUAAAUUUUUUUUAUCUCUAGGAUACCGAUGUUAAUUUUAAUUAGAUUGUGGUUAUUAUGUGAAAAUUAAAGAUAAAUGGACUAAUAGUGCAAGAUACAUACGAUUCAAGUACCUAUUUUAUUUACAUUUAUGAAUGGGAUCAACUAGAAACAAUUCGAAAAAGAAGUGCCGAUAACCGAAACCGUGCAACGCUGCUUCAAAUUUUGUCUUUGCUAAUGUCAUACACCGUCUAAACACCUAAGUGUUCGCUUUAGAGUAAAUGUGCCUCUGAAACAGACUUUAUUUUAAACGACAGUUUAUUAAUUUAACUUGAUGAGUUACUGAAAAUGAGUUAUUGGAAAACCUUUUCAGCGCAUUUUGUAGUUUCACACCUUUACUAGAACAUAUAUCUCUAGUACUAUUUUCAGUGUUUAAUCUUUUGACUGAAAACCACGUCAAUCUAUUUGGUUUUGUGUGAAAAUUUUGUUAGAAUUCACUUUUGUGUUUACUAAAAUUUACUGGUGUAUUGAAGAGAGUGAUUUCUACAAUCAUUGAAAUAAGUUUUUUUUGUAUUGCAAUUGAGGGACAUUUCUUCUAACUGUAUUCUAAGGCUGCUUUCAGUCAGCCCAAUUACUCUUUCUACCAGUCUUUCUCUGUUCAACAUAACGGGUCUACCUCUAUUGCUACCUGUAUUGUGCUUUGGGUUACCAUUCCUGAAAGAUAUAAUGUAAUCUACUGAGUGUCGUUCAUUCUAUCAUAUAGACAGCAUUUAAGUGUAAAUUUCAAAAACAGAUGAACUAUUAUUAUGUAACAAGCAGAUACCAAUGCUUAUCAAGGGAAUAUUAAAAAAAAUGUAAAAAUAUUUUCUAAGUGUUUUUGACGAAUGUAAUAAUUUUUUGUGAACAUUUUGAAUUGUCACUUACUAUUACCUAGCAUUAACAGUGAGUUGAAAUUGCAAUUUUAUAAUGUUUAUGUAUGAUCUGUUAGAUUAUUAUGCUUGAUAGUGCUCUCGUUUGUUUUCUAAUAAUUCAAUAAUUUGACAUUCAGAUUGGUGUAUUUAAAUCUUGUAUUGAAAAUAUUAAGAGAAUGAUGUUUGCCCUCCAGAACAAAGCAACGUAAUGUUACAAUAGGUACAAAUCUAGCUUACAAUAUAUAAAUCAUGAGAACAAGUCCUUAAUUACUACAAACUGAAUCAUGAUUUACACAUGAGUUACCUGCUUUGGUUAAGCAUCACCUUUCUAUUCUAAAAUUAAGAAAUAAAUAUUCGUAUGAAGAAAAAUACAACCUUACGAAUGUAAAUAAUUUAUUUUCUUAAAGUUUUGUUGCGAAAUAAAUAUAUUUUAUAUUACUUUAUUUGAAAAUCAUAUUUUCUUCAAACUUUUGUUCAGAAAUUAAACACCUUUUAUCAACCCGUUUUUCCGUUCCCGCCGUAUGCAUCCCUCUAGAGAAUUGGGGCUGCUCUUUUGGUGUCUAUUUCUGUGUAAGAUGCAAGUGCACUUGUCCUUGUCUCUGCGUGAAAGCGCUGCAGCGUUCAUGGAGAUUUCCAACAAAAUCUCCGUUUUGCCAAUAUUACGUACAGUUACGUAAGGUUUAAACAUUACAAUAAGAGAAGGGAUUACUCACAAGACAACAGAACACUCUACGUAAUAAAACUCCGAGAGAGGGACGGUCCAAAAUAUCUAUGGCCAGAUAAGAUAUCCGAUAAGAAUUAUAUCGAUAGGUUUAAAUCCGUUUAUCUUUGGAUUUAUUAUUAAAGAAAAAAAUAAUUUUCUUACUCUAUGAAUUUUCUUGGAAAUCUCAGAAAAUAUACAGAUAUUUUUAGCCAAUGUAAUUAAUAUAAUAAUUAAGGCAGAGCAAUCACUAAAUACAUAACAAUGUUCUUAUCGAUUGAAAGUUUUUCGUUACAAGAAAGUUUUGUUCGUUAACCCUCUCUCUCUCUCUCUCUCUCUCUCUCUCUC
This is a messenger RNA of Gryllus bimaculatus (two-spotted cricket), 3202 nucleotides long. NCBI's taxonomy places the organism in Eukaryota, Metazoa, Arthropoda, Insecta, Orthoptera, Gryllidae. The record is from the annotation of a GenBank genome assembly.